Molecule: messenger RNA, 2326 nt
Organism: Oenanthe melanoleuca
Lineage: Eukaryota; Metazoa; Chordata; Aves; Passeriformes; Muscicapidae
Gene: ZCCHC10
Product: zinc finger CCHC-type containing 10
Exons: 4
Coding region: 346-864 (172 amino acids)
Molecular function (GO): zinc ion binding; nucleic acid binding
Source: RefSeq, a predicted model, not a curated record
AGAGUGCAGGCCUGCGGGCCCCGCCGCUCUGGCCGCCGGAGGACUCUUUCUUUAUGGUCCAGGAGGACUCAAUCUCUAUGACCCUGGAGGACUCAGUCUCUAUGACACAGGAAGACUUAAUCUCUAUGAUCCUGGAGGACUUAAUCUCUGUGACCCAAGAGGACUUCGUCUCUUUGACCCUGGAGGACUCACUCCGAUCCUGGAGGUCUCUCCCUAUUGUCCUGGAGGACUCUCUCUCUAUGGCGGCCGCACCUUGCCCACAGGCCGCACAUCCCGGCAUGCCCCGCAGCCGCCACUAGUCCCGCCGUUCCCCGCAGCAGCCUCACUUCCGGCCCCGGCGCUAAGAUGGCGACGCCCAUGCACCGGCUGAUUGCCCGCAGACAGGCGGAGGCAAACAAGCAGCAUGUGAGGUGUCAGAAGUGUUUAGAGUUUGGCCACUGGACAUAUGAAUGUAAAGGGAAGAGGAAAUACCUGCACAGGCCUUCCAGGACAGCUCAGCUGGCCAAAAUCCUUAAGGAGAAGGAAAAGCAGCUCCUGCUGCAACAGAGCACUGGAGAAAGUGCUGCAGAAAAGAAGACCAAGAAAAAAAGGUCCAAGAGUGUGACCAGUUCCAGCAGCAGCAGCAGUGACAGCUCAGCCAGUGACUCCUCCUCUGACAGUGAGGACUCCUCUACCUCCUCCUCCUCCUCGGACAGUGACAGUGAGGACAGCAACUCCUCCUCCUCCUCCUCCCACUCUUCCAGCAGCUCUUCCUCCUCCUCUGACUUCGAGUCAGAUUCCAGCUCCUCCUCCAGCAGCAGCAGCAGCAGCAGCACAGACAGCAGCUCUGAGGAUGAGCCCCCAAAGAAGAAGAAGAAGAAAUAGCUGGGGAGGGAAAGGACUGCUGUGGAGUGAGUGACACUGCCCUGCCAGGCCUGGAGCACACGCCUGCCAAACAUUCGGUGGUCAAACAUUUCUACUGCUCAGAUUUCUAAGUGUUUUGCAUAGUUGUUCAUAGGACUUGGAAGGUAUUAAAUGGCACGUGAGACUAACAGAGAGAGUAUUUUUGUGGUUUAUCCUUUUAUGGAAGAUUUUACUUUUUUAGUUCCCAAAAAAAAAAAAAAAAUCCUAUCAUCAGAUUUGUUUAUAUGAGCUUAUGUCCAGUAACCUGGAUGUUUACGUGCUGGAAAGCAAAAGCUUUUUUUUUUGUUGCAGAUUAUGCUGUGCAUCAUGUGCUGUUCCUCUGUUAAUGACAGCUUCACUUCCAUUGAGAAAAAUCCCCUAAACUGUUCAAAGCAGAAGUUUUUCAGUGCUGCUCUGGAGCUCUGGCAUUGUUGAGCCUGAAUGCACAACGUGUCCCACACAGAGUCUCCCAUCUGGCUGGUGACAAAUGGAUUCUGUGCUGCUGAGCUUGUGUUCCAAUGGCUUUUCCUGAUGCUUCCAGGUCGAGUCUUAACUGCACCAUCCAGUUGAGCUGUGUUGAUUUGUUACUGAUCAAUGUAGUGCUUGUCCUGCCCACAGCCUCGGGGCUCUUCACUCCCCUGUGUCCUUGGCUCUGUGUUGGAGGUGUUUGCUGAGACUCUCAGUGUUGGUGAUGGAAAGCAGCAGCUCAAUGAAUGGGGCUGGUCCUGCUUUAGGAGUUUCAUCUUGGUGCCUUUUUUUUGUAAAUUCAGUGUUACCCCAGUGAGACAAGGGCUGGAGUGGGUGUUCUGCACAACUCCAUCAACACUCCCAUCUGGAAUAUGGUCAGCAAGAGCAGAGAAAUAAUAACAAACAGAACUGGGCACUUUUCUCUGGAUGCUCAGUAACAGAGACUCCUUGAGAUAAAGGUCUCAGAGGAAAGUGUUCCCCUUUGGAUGUGUUUCCCAAGGGAUGUGUGAAGUGCAGGGCUGUGUUGGUGGGCACCACGUGCUGAGUGAGUGUCAGUCUGCAGGAAUUCAUUCUUUGCUUGUGGGAAUGGCCCUGGAGAAACAAGGGAGUGCAAAACCCCACAGACCCAACAAGAGCAGAUGCAAACUGCAGAACAGGGAUUGCUGGGUGCAGAGUGGGAAUUAUUUGUUGUUCUGGUGGAUCAAAGCAGUUGCCAUUAGUAUUUUGUUUGGUGAUGGAGUCUCCUGGAUUUCUUAUGUUGGAGUGCCCUUUUUGGGGAGGGGGCAUUAGGUGAAAUACAGUAACUAAACUAUUUUUUAUAUUUUUAUGGAAAAAGUAGUGUGUAGACUUACUUUGGAAUAAACUGUACUUAUUUAAAUGUUUGAAAAUACCUAUGUUGUGUGUCUGUCUGUGAUCACUCCUGUGUUUUCCUGAACAAGCUGCAGACUGUAAAUAAAACUACCAGAAAGGUGUUUAA